AAUAAAACGCAGUCAGUAAAAGGGGAGGAGCAAGGUACAGGACGUGAACUUUUCUGAGAUGCGAUCAUUCUUGACGCAUGUCUCAUUGGAUCUGGACUGAUGAUUCCCAGAGCAAAACAAACCCUCACAUGGAUGGGAGCCUCCUCCAGCUGCUCUGCGACUAUUGGACUCUGGUAAAUUAUUACACACGCCGGUCAGAGGACUCCUUCAAUAACACCAUCACAUGGACGGACAGCAUCAAAGGACAAAGACAGCAAUGUCACUAGGGGUUUCCUGAAAGGACUUGGCUCGGCAUUCAUAGAGCUGUGACAUCUCAUCAGGUGGUUUUCUGGCCCGAAAAACACACAGGGCGACAACCCAGAUUCAAUCAGCCUCAGGGUAGAGAAGUUGACCAUUAACCUCGCCGCACUGAUUGCAAACAGCUCCUGGUAGAAGCAGCUGCUCCUGCACCCUGGAUCCCCAAGCAAAGUUCACUGUCACAGGCAGCGCAGGUCUGUGAUAGGCAGCCGCUUGAUUCCCUCUUUAGGAUCCUCUCUGUUUUUCUCAGACUCUGCAAGGACUGAAACUGCAACCAUGGCUACAGCAAGUUAUGGAUACUACAGAGCCACAAUAUUCCUGGCCAUGUUUGUGGGCUACACGCUGUAUUACUUUAAUAGAAAGACUUUCUCCUUUGUGAUGCCUUCUGUAAUGCAAGAAAUUAAGCUGGACAAAGAUGAUCUGGGCAUGAUCACCAGCAGUCAGUCCUUGGCCUAUGCUAUCAGUAAGUUCAUCAGUGGCGUGCUUUCAGACCAGCUCAGCGCUCGCUGGCUCUUCUCCAGCGGUUUGUUCGUGGUGGGAAGCAUCAAUGUGGUCUUCUCCUGGUCCUCGACUGUGGCCGUAUUCUCUGUUCUGUGGUUUCUUAACGGCCUGGGGCAGGGCCUGGGCUGGCCUCCGUGCGGCAGAGUGCUCCGAAAGUGGUUUGAGCCCUCUCAGUUCGGGACAUGGUGGGCCAUUCUCUCCUGCAGUAUGAACCUGGCAGGCAGCUUGGGCCCCAUCAUCGCCACGGUGCUGGCUCAGACUUACAGCUGGAGGACGAUAUUGUCAUUCUCUGGGAUGAUCUGCCUGGCCGUCUCCUUCGUUUGCCUGCUGGUGAUCAAGAACGAGCCCAAGGACGUGGGGCUGCCUAACAUAGAGGCGACAACCAAAAAAGGCAAAGGAGGCACCUCCGUAGAUGACAGCACCCUCUCAGAGUUCCUGCUGUCGCCCUACCUGUGGCUGCUGUCCGUGUCCUACCUGGUGGUGUUCGGGGUGAAGACGGCCUGCACCGACUGGGGGCAGUUGUUCCUCAUCCAAGACAAGGGCCAGUCCACGCUGAUGGGUAGCUCGUACAUGAGUGCCCUGGAGGUUGGAGGCUUGUUGGGCAGCCUGGCAGCAGGUUACAUCUCCGACAAGGCUGUCGCCAAACAAGGGCUAAGAAUCUACGGCAAUCCUCGUCACUUCAUCCUGAUCUGUAUGAUGGCUGGAAUGUUUGUGUCCAUGUAUCUGUUCAGGGUCACAGUGACUGCUGACAGCUCAAAGGUUUGGAUACUGAGCUUGGGCUCUGCUUUUGGCUUCUCUUCAUAUGGACCAAUAGCGUUGUUUGGAAUAUUAGCCAAUGAAACUGCUCCUCCCAGCUACUGUGGGACAUCUCAUGCCAUAGUUGGUCUGAUGGCGAAUAUUGGCGGCUUCCUGGCUGGACUACCGUUCAGCACCAUUGCCAAGUACCAUGGCUGGGAAAUGGCUUUCUGGGUAGCAGAGAUGACCUCCUUGGUCACCGCUGUCGGAUAUUUCCUGCUGCGGAACAUCCAAACCAUUAUGGGACCAUUGCCCAAGAAGGCAGAUUAACGUCAUACCUCAACCUCUCCGAUACCUCUGCUAUCUAUCCUACAGGACAUUAAAGUGCAAGACACUCAAGA
This is a messenger RNA of Poecilia reticulata (guppy), 1934 nucleotides long. It is a transcript of the gene slc37a4a, whose product is annotated as solute carrier family 37 member 4a. NCBI's taxonomy places the organism in Eukaryota, Metazoa, Chordata, Actinopteri, Cyprinodontiformes, Poeciliidae. The record is from RefSeq and is a predicted model, not a curated record. Gene Ontology annotation, cellular component: endoplasmic reticulum membrane. Gene Ontology annotation, biological process: glucose-6-phosphate transport; phosphate ion transmembrane transport. Gene Ontology annotation, molecular function: glucose 6-phosphate:phosphate antiporter activity.